This is a messenger RNA of Fukomys damarensis (Damara mole-rat), 3656 nucleotides long. RefSeq names its product testis development related protein (gene Tdrp). The record is from RefSeq and is a predicted model, not a curated record. Gene Ontology annotation, cellular component: cytosol; nucleus. Gene Ontology annotation, biological process: spermatogenesis. The transcript has 3 exons. NCBI's taxonomy places the organism in Eukaryota, Metazoa, Chordata, Mammalia, Rodentia, Bathyergidae. Bases 870 to 1349 code for a protein of 159 amino acids.
UUCUGAAUGUACCUGCUUCUCUGAUGGAGAAUAGGCAUAAACCCUAUUCAGGGGACAUGAACAUAGGCAUAGUGGCCUCUCCUGUCUGGGGCCCACCUGGCUCCAUGAGGUCAUUGUGGGCCCAUGCUGCUCUGAGAUACCCUGCAUCAGCCAGGUCUCACAGAACUUUCCCUGUAGCCUGAUACUCUAGUCUGAUAAAAGGGGGCAUGGAUUUGGUUUCACAGUUGACCUAGAUACCCAAAUUCCUCCAGAAUUACCAGUUGCUCUUGCCUUGAGUGUUUAAACAUAAGAUUAUCUGAGUCUCAAAUUCAGGAUGGCUGGAAAUUCAGAGUUGCCUUUCCUAUGUCAUUAUUGAACCCAGCCUGGCUGUAGGUGGACAGCACAGUAUCCAUGGCUUAGACACUGGCCCCUAAGUGAGGGCCGUGAUCCAUCUUCAGGAAGGACAGAGAUAGUGGCAAUUUAUAUGGCAGUGCCAAAGAGAGUCUUGGGGGUGGGGGGAUUUGCUCUCCCUCCCUUGCAGUUACCCCAGCCAACAGCACUCUGGUGCAAGACCUAAGCUUAAAGAAGGAAACUUUUGGGGCCUGAGUACUGUGGCAGGAUGUGGACUUCAGGAUCUCUGCAGCUGUCUGCAUUCACCCAUUUUUUCUUUUCUCUUUUUUUUUUUCUUUAGCAGUAGUGGGGAAUUGAACCAGGUAGCAGCGAGCUAUAUCCCCAGCUCUUUUUAUUUUGCUAAAUUGCCUGGACUGACUUCGAAUUUGUGAUCCUCCUACCUCAGCCUCCCAAGCAGCCAGAUUACAAGUAUGCAGCAUUACUCCUGGCUCAUGCAUUAACCUCUCUGUUAUCCAUACCAGGAAGCACAGCAGUACAUCAUGACAACAGAGCCAUGGUCCCCUGUAGUGGUUCAGGGAACAAGUUUCCGAGGUUGGAAAGAUGUGACUUCUCUGUUUAAUAAAGAUGAUGAACAACAUCUGCUCGAAAGAUGUAAAUCUCCCAAGUCCAAAGGAACUAACUUACGAUUAAAAGAAGAGUUGAAGUCAGAGAAGAAAUCUGGAUUUUGGGAUAAUUUGGUUUUAAAACAGAACACACAGCCUAAGAAACCAGAUGAGAUUGAAGGUUGGGAGCCUCCAGGACUUGCUUUCGAAGACAUGGCUGAUGAUACAGGGGAUGCCUCUAGUGACUGUCAGCGCUGGUCAGGCUGGGAGGGCGAUGCAAAGGGUUCCAGCAAGUACACCAGCCUGUCCGGCUCGGCAGCCAGCUCCCGCUGGAGCCUGCGGUCAGCGGGGAAGCUGGUCAGCAUCCGGAGGCAGAGCAAAGGUCACUUGACAGACCGCCAGGAGGAUGUGGAGUAAGUGGGGCAAGCCGUGGUGCCAAGUGUAUGCAGACCUCGCGCCGCUGCAUAAGCUUUUGGGUUUGCCUGGUUUGGUGGUGUCCUGUUCACCCCAUUCAGUGUCAAAGCUCCCAGCGUUACAGUAGGAACCCAGUGCCUGCAUUUCCUACCUGAUGCACGGUGGCUCCCCGGUGAACAUGUGCAGGUUUGCAUUUGGUUGCCUUAAGCAGAAUGUCCACCCACUGUAGUCCAUGUUUGCUGAAGAUGUUCCACAGUGACUUGCAGUUGGCCAGAAAGUGUUCCCAUGCUGCCCCAGCUGCAGUUCUGUUUUGAGACCUCUGCGUUCUCCCUUGCACGUGACACGUGGCCGUCUGGCGCCCUGUGGCAGAUGUGCCAUACUCUUCUGCCCUUAGAGGCUGUAGCCCCGGAGGCAAAAUGAAUCUUUUUCAAGGGUUGUUUUAUAUUCUGUUUAACUUGCAAGAUAAACUUUUUUCUUACUAAAUUUUUAAAAAUAUGUAACAAAUUAAAUACUGGAAAAGCAAAGGUUACAUUUGAGAGUCAAGUGGCAGCUCGUGUGUCCACCACUGGAGGAGCAGCCUCCGGGUGCACUCAUGGUAACCUUGCUUCUUCUGGACUCUAUUGUUUCCCCUGAACAUCUGAGUACUCCUCUUUAUUUCCUUCAAAAAUUUGCAUUUUUAGUUCAAAGAUUAAAGCAAUGUUAUAAAGUGAGGAUGAAUUUUAGUAAUAAUUUUGUUUGGAAAAUUUUAACUUGCUGAGUAUAGGGUUAAAACUAUACGCUGAAGUGCCUCUUUUCUAUUAUCCCUAUGUGUUUAGUUUUUGAAAUGAGAUACUGUGAUUGAUGUUAGAUCUCUAGGAAAUGUUUUCUCUAGAUAGCUUGGGGCUGAUUGGACAGCAUUGUGCUCUGCCUGUCUCUGUAGACCUGCUGCUGUGUCCCGUGUGGCCCUGUGUGUCAGGGUCAGUGGUUGUGUCUGGCAGGGUAGCUCUUAGCAGCAAGUGGUGCAGAUAUCUAUCUUAGGAAAAAGUGGUUUGAUAGACGUGUAUUUUUAGUUUAUUAAAAAAAGCCUCCAGUUACACUGUAUAUUCCCUUCCUGGGAAAAACAAAAUAACAGAAAAACAGCAACAAACAAAACUCAUCCUUGAGUGUUCCAGUGCUGUUUUAUUUACCUGGAUGUUCUGUCUAAUACUUCUGUGGGAUAACUGAGCCCACUGGCCAAGCACAGUGCAGUGUGUCAGAGUGCUUGUUUGUACUCUUAGACAAGUUUACUUGAUCAGUCUGUUCAUCUGCCUUCUGUAGCUGGCUGUCCGUCUCUCUGCCCAUCCAUCCACCUGUCUGUCCAUCCAUCAUCUAUUCAUCUGUCCACCCAUCUUACCUUUUUAAAAUAGAAAAAUUUUACUUACCAAGUCUCAAAAUUGGGACAUGCUUUAAGUGGUAUCCAAAUAAAUAUUUGUUAGAACCUUGAAAUUGUGAAAAUUUUGUUUAAUAACAGAAAAGUUUAUAACUUUUAGUACAGAAGCUGAGUUGGGAAAUUUUAAGUAUCCUCAGGAAAGCUGGAUGCACGGCUGUGACCCUCCACGUCCCCCGUGAAACACUGCUGGGAUGACACAGACCUCCAGCAUGCCAGGACCCAUGCAAGUAUCUUAUAGCAGUAGCUGGUGUGCACUUCUGUUUGGGUGUGCAGGGAUGGAUGUAAGUUCUGCAUUGGAGCCUCCAGCAGUCCAGCCAGUCGCCAUGGUUGUGCCUCUGCUGCAGCACUGAGUGCCUGCAGUGCUCACUGACAUUCUGCUGCACAUGCUAGGGGCACCCAUGUGUCCUUCCUCAUGGAAGAAGACUGAGCCAGACUGGUAUUGGCAGAUGCACUGUGAGUUGAAUUUACCUACAAAGAUUAGUGAAAAAAUGAUUUUUCUUAUAUCUGGUUUUUAGUGUAAAUAUUUAUUGGUGUGCUUUAGGGGGAAAUGCUGUUUCUUGAAAGGACUUAACCAAAGUGAAUCUUCUGUUUACACAGUGGCAGACCGGGCCAGGGUGCAGACAGUGCUGAGAUUCUGGGAAAGUUGUGAGGACUUGCAGGCUUGGGCAUCUGUGCCCUACAGUGUUCUGUGGUUUCUAACAGGAUGUAACUGUCUUCAGGGAGGGAAGAGUCCACUGUAAUGCUGAGAUUUAAAAAAAUAAAAGUACUGUUUUUGUCUUCUUCCCUCGGUAGUGUGCAAAGACAUUAUCAUUCCCUUACAGAAAUUUUACUUGAUCACUUAACGCUAAUGGCACUGUCUUGACCUUGUAAACUUCAUUUUAAGGGUCAGACUCUAGGGGCUG